AUGACAAGCCACGGUAAUAUCAUUACAUCAGUAAUACUUAGUCUGUCAUGUUUAAUACUAAAUGGGUAUACACGAAUACCUAGUUUUAUUCUUGAUAAGUACAGAAAUUAA
Messenger RNA from Debaryomyces hansenii CBS767, 111 nucleotides. RefSeq names its product DEHA2D14366p. NCBI's taxonomy places the organism in Eukaryota, Fungi, Ascomycota, Pichiomycetes, Serinales, Debaryomycetaceae. The transcript has a single exon. The coding region runs from base 1 to 111 and encodes 36 amino acids. The record is from RefSeq and is a predicted model, not a curated record.